CGCUGGGGGCGCAGGUGCGCGCUUCCCAUUGGGUGUGGGCGGAGCGCGAGCCUCCAAGGCGUCUACGGAGGCUGCAGGUGAGCGCGCGCACGUGCCGCGGCUCCCGCCCGGCUGGGGUGCGCGCGCGCGGGCUCGCGGGGGAAGCGGCUGAGAGCUAGGCUGCGGCGCCUGUCCCCUGUGCUCCGCCCCCUCCUCCUUUUUCGCCGUCGCGGCCGUCGCAGAGGCCGGAGGGAGGGAGCCGCGUUCCCGCCCGCCGCGCCGCCAGUCUCACCCUCGGUCCCACCGCGUGAGGAGCCAGCCGAGCGGAGCUCUGCGCGGAGACCCGAGCCACGGUCGCCCCUCUGCAGGUGCCUGUGAGGAGGCGCCUGGGCCGCAGCCGAGUCCCGAGCCCAGCGGCGGGCACUCGCUCUCCGCGCUCCGAGGGGCGGCCCGGCUGGAGGAGGCUGUUGCGGGCCAGGCCUCAGGAUGAACCGCAGCCACCGGCACGGAGCGGGCAGCGGCUGCCUGGGCACCAUGGAGGUGAAGAGCAAGUUUGGAGCUGAAUUUCGUCGGUUUUCACUGGAAAGAUCAAAACCUGGAAAGUUUGAGGAGUUUUAUGGAUUACUGCAACAUGUUCAUAAGAUACCCAAUGUUGACGUUUUAGUAGGCUAUGCAGACAUCCACGGAGAUUUACUACCUAUAAAUAACGAUGAUAAUUAUCACAAAGCUGUUUCAACGGCCAACCCACUGCUUAGGAUUUUUAUACAAAAAAAGGAAGAAGCAGACUACAGUGCCUUUGGUACAGACACACUAAUAAAGAAGAAGAAUGUUUUAACCAACGUGUUGCGUCCUGACAACCAUAGAAAAAAGCCACACAUAGUCAUUAGUAUGCCCCAGGACUUCAGACCUGUGUCUUCUAUUAUAGACGUGGAUAUUCUCCCAGAAACACAUCGUAGGGUCCGUCUUUACAAAUAUGGCACUGAGAAACCCCUAGGAUUCUACAUCCGGGACGGCUCCAGUGUCAGGGUGACACCCCAUGGCUUAGAGAAGGUCCCAGGGAUCUUUAUAUCCAGACUUGUGCCAGGAGGUCUGGCUCAAAGCACAGGACUAUUAGCCGUUAAUGAUGAAGUUUUAGAAGUUAAUGGCAUAGAAGUUUCCGGGAAGAGUCUAGAUCAAGUAACUGACAUGAUGAUUGCAAACAGCCGCAACCUCAUCAUCACAGUGAGACCAGCAAACCAGAGGAAUAACGUCAUUAGGAACAGUCGGACUUCCGGCAGCUCUGGCCAGUCUACUGACAACAGCCUUCCUGGCUAUCCACAGCAGAUCGAACCGAGCUUUGAGCCAGAGGAUGAAGACAGCGAUGAAGAUGACAUUAUUAUUGAAGACAAUGGUGUGCCACAGCAGAUCCCUAAGGCUGUUCGCAACACCGAGAGCCUGGAAUCAUUAACACAAAUAGAACUCAGUUUUGAAUCUGGACAGAACGGUUUUAUUCCUUCUAAUGAAGUGAGCUUAGCACCCUUAGCAAGUGGCACAAAUACAGAAUUUGAAACGCGUGCUCCAGAUCAGAAACUCUUAGAAGAAGAUGGAACAAUCAUAACACUAUGAAACCAUCGCGUCUGAAUGUCUUCUGAGUGAGGAUGCCGUGGAGACUUGUAAAUUUGGCUAGUUUAAAGCAUAUGUACCUCUGAACCAGUGAUCUGGGAUAGGCAUGAAAAAAGUAUAUUGCAAGCUUAAAAUGUUAUUAAAAUAGUAGUUUGAUAAUUAAUAUAAACUUCAGUGGGUCAGAGGUGAAUUUAAGUCUAAAACAAAGGGGCCUUUGCUAAUGAAAUGAUGUGCUUUUGCUAUUUUGUCUAUAGAGAACUGGAUGUUAGAGCACAUUCCCAGAACUACACAUAAGGACUAGAUCAUUUCCGUUUGAAGUGGUUGCAUAUUUAACCUGCUGUGCAGAGCCUGGUUGAUUUUUCCUUUAACUGUAUAUCUUAAUUCUAACGUGAAGAAGUCUGAGUCUAUCUUUCGGUACUUUGGGACCUUGGCUCCUAUAUUCCCCAUGUUGUAUUUUGAUUUUUUAAUAUUGUUCCUCUGUUGCUAAUUGUAGCGAGUAAUUUUUUCAAAUGCUUUUUUUUUUUCCUAAUUUCUAAGAAAUCAAAUCAAUUGACUGUUUUUAGGGGUUGCUUCCUAAGUUAUAAAGCAUUGAAGCUAUGUUCCUGAAUUAAGAAACUCUAACAGUUGUUCAGGUCCGUGUUUGCCCAUGGGAGACUCUCUCCCAUAACCUCUUCUUGUCCUCAUUCCAAAUCUCAUUAGAAAUCAUUCCUUUUGUUGUUUGUGUGUAUAUUUUGUUUGUCUGCCUUUUUACUCUUUUAAUGUAUUUGAGUAGUGUGAAUUAUUUUCGUUAAAAAAAAAUGCACCCAAACUAAGAGAUUUUUACACACAGGACAACCUUGUGCACUUUUUAUAUGAAAAUUUUGGGUUUUCCUUAAUGGGAUUUCUAGGAACACUGCCUACACUUUAUGAAAAGUAUGUCGUAUUCACCUCUGACAGGUAGAGUGUAUCUCGAUUAAUUUUAUGAGGCUAUUUAUUACUUUCCGCUGCAUCCACUUAGCAAGGUAAGAGUAAGGCUGCUAACUUUCGUUCCUUGCCUGGUUUCAUUGUAUGGAGGUGCACAGGCACUACAGUAGCUUGUAUAUAGAGACUAAGAAUAGUAUGAACUACAUGAGUUUCCUGUGACUUAUGGAUAUUUCUCUCAGAGUUAUUUAUUGAUUAAUUUUAUGCUAGGGCUAGAAUGGAUACCUUAUAACAAUUGUGUGCUAUUAAAACAAUGAAGAAUCAAAUGACUCCGUUUUGAAGGAUAUUUUCUCUAUAUGGUAAAAGUAUAUGAAGUAAAGUUGAUUAAAUGAAGCUCUCUUGACUCAGAAUACUUCAAUGUAUUUUGCCCACAUUUUACCACUAAACAUGUUAUCACUAAACUGUUAACUGCACAACAUUAUGUAAUACAGUGUACUUCUUGUUGAAUUCAUUGAAGUUCUUCCAGUUAUAUAACCACUAUUUUUUAAUGGCAUUCCAGGUUUAACAUUCUGUUGAGUUCUAUAAAUUUGACUCUUGAAUGGCAAAAUGUUAAUAAGUAGAAGGUUACAUUUCAUUUAUAAUUAUAAGCGGUGCAGGGCUUCAACAUUUUAAGUAAAAAUACUUUCACAUACUACCUCUCUCUCUUUCUCUCUUUUUUUUAACAAAGUUUUAACAUCAGAACUUUUCUUAGGGGAAGAAAUACUUCAGGGCUUGACUUUUUGUACAACUUUUAACUGUAAAAUACAGAUUUGUCUUGUAUGUAUUCAUGAAAAUGGAAAUCAAAGCUGCUAGUGCUUUUUUUUUUUUUUUUUUUUUUGGCGGUACGCGGGCCUCUCAUUGUUUUGGCCUCUCCCGUUGCGGAGCACAGGCUCCGGACGCGCAGGCUCAGUGGCCAUGGCUCACGGGCCCAGCCGCUCCGCGGCAUGUGGGAUCUUCCCGGACCGGGGCACGAACCUGUGUCCCCUGCAUCGGCAGGUGGACUCUCAACCCCUGCGCCACCAGGGAAGCCCUGCUAGUGAUUUCUAAUUAUCCCACUAAGGGUAUAUGUCAACGGUCUUUUCAACUGGAUCUCUCGUUUAAAUUAUUGGUGAAAGAAUUGAUUGCUAGACGUAUUGUAAAACCAAUAGAUCUUGGUUAUACAAUAAAACGUCGAUUCAUUGGUAGUCUGAAUUAUUUCAAGUGUACCUUAUUAACAAAAAUAUCAGUGGACUCAGCAUAAAAUUUUAUAGUACUAAAUGUCAAGCUAACUGUGAAUUUUGUUCUGUAUCUUAAGUAAAUUUAUGAUAAUGUCCUCGAACUAUCAACAAAAUAUAUGUACUUUUGUGAACUAUGGAUUUUCUAAUUAAAUUUUACAUGCAAUAUGAUUUUUACAUGAAUGCUACUUUGUUUAAACUAUCAAAUGUCAGUAUUUUACUACAACUUUA
Molecule: messenger RNA, 3965 nt
Organism: Globicephala melas (long-finned pilot whale)
Lineage: Eukaryota; Metazoa; Chordata; Mammalia; Artiodactyla; Delphinidae
Gene: PARD6B
Product: par-6 family cell polarity regulator beta
Biological process (GO): regulation of cellular localization; establishment or maintenance of cell polarity; centrosome cycle
Cellular component (GO): nucleus; cell cortex; apical plasma membrane
Molecular function (GO): protein binding
Source: RefSeq, a predicted model, not a curated record